Molecule: messenger RNA, 972 nt
Organism: Hemibagrus wyckioides
Lineage: Eukaryota; Metazoa; Chordata; Actinopteri; Siluriformes; Bagridae
Product: odorant receptor 131-2-like
Exons: 1
Coding region: 1-972 (323 amino acids)
Biological process (GO): G protein-coupled receptor signaling pathway
Cellular component (GO): membrane
Molecular function (GO): G protein-coupled receptor activity
Source: RefSeq, a predicted model, not a curated record
AUGGCAACAAUCAACAUCACAGACUCCAAGCUGUCGUUCACCUACGAGCAGGUCUACAAGGUGGACUUUGAUGCUACCACUGUGACUAAAAUUGCGGUGGCAGUUUUGAUGUCUCUGUUUUUUGUUUAUGUAAAUGGAAUCAUGCUUUUUGCUUUAGGAAGUAAGUCUGUGUUCCAUGAAACACCCCGGUACAUUCUGUUUGCCCACAUGCUUUUCAACGAUUCUUUCCUCCUCAUGGUCACAACUAUAAUGUACUCUAUGUCUCUUGCCCUUGCCACUGUAGCCAGAGCCUUCUGCUCACUGUUAGUCUUUAUCUCUUCUUGUACCUUCCAGAAUGCUCCUUUGACCCUGGCUCUGAUGUCACUGGAGCGUUAUGUGGCUAUUUGCUUCCCUCUGAGGCACUGCACUAUCGCCACACAGAAAAGCACAGGCAUUGGUCUAGUAAUCAUUUGGUUUGUCAGCUCCCUGAAUAUUGUUACAGAUAUCAUGUUUGAUUUAGUCACUGAUACGAGCCAUUUACUUAAGAUAACAUUUUGCACGAGAGAGAAACUUUUUGUGGCCAAGUGGCAGGCCGAUAAGACUCAAGGAUUUGAUCUUCUUAUUUUUGUAUCUGUGACAGUGAUCAUCCUUUUCACUUAUGUCAGCAUUAUGAUCACAGCCAGGUCUAUUUCAUCUAAUAAAGAAUCAGCUACAAAAGCUCAUAAGACUGUGCUUCUGCACCUCAUUCAGCUAGGCCUGUGCCUCACCUCUUUUCUAUUUGGCAUCAUAGAAAGAGCACUUUACAUGCUGAGUGGAAGCAAUAGCUCUCUUUUCAUACAUUUACGCUAUCUGAAUUUUCUCAUUGUCUUGAUUCUUCCCCGCUGCCUGAGUCCACUCAUCUAUGGUCUCAGAGAUGAUGCCGUGCGACCCAUAUUCAUAUAUUAUUUUUGUUAUAGCCCACACAAAAUUAAACCUGUAGUCAAUGUGGUUUGA